AUGAUACGUGCGGUUUACAAGAGCGAAUGGAGAAAAGCAAUAGUCGCCUUGUUGCUCCUGUGCCGCCGUCGUAUUCUUGCACCGGAGACGGAGACGCCGGUAGUUCUUCCACUUCUGAUUACAGCCAAAGCCAAACUUGGAGCGACUUUGAGGGUUUCGUGGUGUCGAUUGGCGGCAGAACGGGGAGGAAACAAGGCUCGGCCGCGGAGGGACUCGGGAAAAACCCGAAAAAACCACGACUGCAGCGCAAAUUUGUACCGAGUAGUAGAGCUGCAUCUCCGAACAAGCGGGAGUCAUCAGAAAAGAAAGCGCUUUUUCCAGUGCCGAGUAGUAGACAGCAGGUCGUGGCUCGGGCUCGGGGAAGCCGGGGAAAUUAUAAACCGACUGCUGCUCCGUCUCCAGCCGUGCACACGACUUCUGAACCAGAACGGGCAGGCAGGGAAGCGAAAAUCCGUGUGA
Molecule: messenger RNA, 459 nt
Organism: Amoebophrya sp. A120
Lineage: Eukaryota; Dinophyceae; Syndiniales; Amoebophryaceae
Source: the annotation of a GenBank genome assembly